AUGUUAAAGUGUAUAGCGUGUACCAAGCAGCUUAACGGCGGCGGCGACAAUGGAUCUCUACCACAGAGAAGGGAAAGGGAUGCAAAUGGUCUCGACGACGAUUAUGCUACGGAGACGCCCAGGACGAGGCAGGCCAUUAAGAAUCUCACCGCUCAGAUAAAAGACAUGGCGGUAAAGGCAUCAGGAGCUUAUAAAAACUGCAAGCCAUGUUCAGGUUCAUCAAACAAUAAGCAGCAGAAUGGGAACUAUGCUGACUCUGAUGCUGCCUCAGAUUCAGCUAGGUUCCACGGUUCAUACCGUAGGGCGGCGGCUGCUGCAGGUAGUUCCAAUUCUACGCCAAGGAUUUGGGGGAAAGAGAUGGAGGCAAGGCUGAAAGGGAUGUCGAGUGGUGAAGGAACUCCAGCGUCAGGGAGUGGGAGGACGGAAUCCGUUGUGUUCACGGAGGAAGAUGAGCCUAAAGAAUGGGUUGCACAAGUGGAGCCUGGUGUGCUCAUCACAUUCCUUUCGUUGCCUGAAGGUGGGAAUGAUCUCAAGAGAAUUCGAUUCAGCCGUGAAAUGUUCAACAAAUCGCAAGCUCAAAGAUGGUGGGCAGAGAACUACGAGAAGUUGAUGGGACUAUACAACGUUCAACGGUUCGAUCAGGAAGCCGUCCCACUUCCAACUCCAUCAAGACCAGAGGACGAGAACCCAAAUCCUAAAUCUGCAAAAGAAAGCCCCAUGACUCCACCACUAGGCAAAGAACGAGCCCCCAGCAAGUCACAUCGUCCAAAGGGGACGAGCUACAUUUCGUCAGUAGACUCAAUCAAGCACCAUCGACAAAUGCAAUCCCACCAGUACUAUGAUACCCCAGCUGGUUUUGCUUCAACACCAAAGCUGUCUGGGACGACAGCAGAAGCAUCAUCCAUCGAUGGCUGCUCUGCCAGGACGAGUUCAUCAAGAGAGGUCGAAGAGCAUUCAGGCGAGCUCUCCCCGAGCAAUGCAAGUGAAAGUGGAUCUGAAUGGGUUGAACAGGAUGGACCAGGAGUGUACAUUACUAUCAGAGCACUACCUGGUGGCAAUCGAGAACUUAGGCGCAUCAGGUUCAGUCGAGAAAUGUUUGGAGAAAUGCAAGCAAGAGUGUGGUGGGAAGAGAACAAAGCCAGGAUACAAGAACAGUACUUGUGA
Molecule: messenger RNA, 1164 nt
Organism: Linum trigynum
Lineage: Eukaryota; Viridiplantae; Streptophyta; Magnoliopsida; Malpighiales; Linaceae
Source: the annotation of a GenBank genome assembly